Messenger RNA from Symsagittifera roscoffensis, 2387 nucleotides. Its product is annotated as lysosome membrane protein 2-like. The coding region runs from base 27 to 1655 and encodes 542 amino acids. NCBI's taxonomy places the organism in Eukaryota, Metazoa, Xenacoelomorpha, Acoela, Convolutidae. The transcript is spliced from 10 exons. Gene Ontology annotation, cellular component: cytoplasm; membrane. The record is from RefSeq and is a predicted model, not a curated record. Gene Ontology annotation, molecular function: scavenger receptor activity.
CUUAUUAAAUAGAUAAACAUUAAUUAAUGGCGCCUGCUAUGUCCAGUAAACGCAGAUCUAUGGCUGUUUGCAUGGCCUGCUUCUCGGCCAUACUUUUAGUAGUAGGAUGUGUUGCCAUCUUUUCCUUCCCUUUUGUCGUGGAGAGGGCGUACAAUAAGGAAGCAUCCCUGGUGAAUGGGUCAGCUGUAUUUGAUAUGUGGGUCAGCCCGAGCAAUGACACGCCCCUCUACAUGAACUAUUAUCUGUUCAACAUCACCAACCCAGAUGACGUAAUACUCAAGGGAGCCAAGCCCAUUCUCAACCAGACUGGGGUUAUUGUAUACAAGCAGAUACAGAACAAGUACAACGUGUCGUUCGGCAAUGACUCUGCAGUUGUGUCAUAUCUGAAUAACCAUACCUACAUAUACGACCCAGAGAAGUCCCAGCUCAAAGAAGAGGACCUCAUCACCACCGCCAACUUCUUUUUCUGGACGGUUUUAAAUUCAAUUCAAGACAACGAAUUAAUCAUGUUAAUGCUGACCCCAGCAUUGAACAUCAAGUUUGAAGACGAGAAAACUCGAAACGCAGUUUCCCCCUUCUAUACGACCACUGUGCGCAACAUACUGUGGGGAAGUGACGGAAAUGAGUUCCUGGAAGUGCUGAAAAGUAUAGUUGAUGUUCCUACCCACGUUGGAUUACAGAUCAACGGAUCCAACGACGGAAAUCACAGCAUCUCUACUGGACUUAAGUCGGACAAUGAAGAUCGAGGAGAGCACACUGCGUGGAACGGGAACACCACCCUCUCUUACUGGAACACACUCGACUGUAACAUGAUCAACGGAACAGAUGGCACCAUUUUCCCCACAUUCAUGCAAAACACUCCUCGACUGUACAUCUUCAGUCCGAAUCUGUGCCGAAGUGCAUUUAUGACGAAAGAAGCGGACGAGGAGCUUGAAGGUGUGAGCACUCUGAAGUACAAUGUACCGAAGGAGGUGUUCAAUGUCAGUUUUGAGGAGAACAAAGGGUUCUGCACUGAAGAUGGACCCUGUACUAAUGGACUUCUCGAUGCUUCUGCCUGCUAUACCGACCAAGUGCUGUCUAUUUUUCCUCCGGAUGCGCUCGUGCCUCUAAAACUCAGCGUGAUCAUUUCGAGUCCGCACUUCCUAUACGCUGACAACAGUACAAUCCACUCAGUGCGAGGUUUAAAUCCAGUUCAGACUGAACACGAAACCUAUAUAAAUGUACACAUGGACACAGGCGUCGUGGUCAAAGCAGCGAAAAGACUCCAAUUCAAUACGAUUCUGAGUCAGAAUAAAGCUACUGAUAAGUUGGACUGCCUGAAGAAUUUGACUAAACAUUGGAGUCAGCUGAUGCCAAUUUUUUGGGCCGAAGAGGUGCUUCUUGCGGACGAAGACAUCCUGGACAAAGUGAAGAGUGAGUUCAUGAUGCCCCAGACUGUGGUCUCGUAUGCAAGCUACUCGGCCAUAGCUAUCGGCAUCUUUCUCCUCCUUGUCUCUCUCUCCAUCUUCAUAUGCUGUCCCAAACCACUCCAGCAUCUGUUUGUUGACCUGGAUACUGACAAUCCGAUCGGCGGAGAACGAGAUAUUCUGAUUGGCAGAUCGUCCAGUGUGAAAUCAGGUCAGAGCCAACCAGAAGACACUGGAUCCGAGUCGUGAGUGCUAACCAACAUCACAAAACGACACUGCAUUGAUAAACUUAUCGGAUUAUAUCGAUUCCAUCGAAGCUAUACAUGGCCUGAUGAUUUGAGUGGUUCAUUCAUAUCAAAGUUUAUAUUUACUACAAAAGUAAACCACGAAAAGUUUUUUGAAAAUAUACCAUAAACAGAGCUAAGAGGUGUCUAAUUCUCAAAUAUUCAUUCUUUUGCUGAUUAAGGUUAUUCGUAUUCUUUGUGAGUGCUCUUAUUAUCAAUUUCAAACAUCUAGGUCUCAAAGAUCUUAAUUUUGUAAAGAGAAAAUUUUGCAGAUAUUAGUUUUAUCCUGGUCGUUUUCGCUCGAUAUUUUAACGAAUGAAAGGUCAUCUCAGAAAGUUUCUUCGUACAAUACUUGUUUAGAGAAUUUUGUAAACUUAAGAGCUCAAGUUUUGAGUACAACAUGAGUUCAUGUUUUGUUUGAUGCAGUUGGAGUCUUGUAGAUAGAUUAGUUAUUUAAAGGCAAUCACUUCACUUCAUUCAAAUUGAAUAAGAAAAUGACUUGACAUAGUUUUUCUCUGGAACGACAGCGACGCUCAAAUGUUGCAGAAGUGAGUGAAGUGCUUAUUUUAAAAGCUGUUUUCGCUUUGUAGAUUUCAAUUAGUAAAAAAAACCUAUUUUAAUCUGUAGUAUAAACUUUUGUCCUAAUUCCUUCAAUAGAUAAUAUCUUGAUAAUCAAAUAAAAAUUAUCCAGUGAUGA